Molecule: messenger RNA, 2343 nt
Organism: Engraulis encrasicolus (European anchovy)
Lineage: Eukaryota; Metazoa; Chordata; Actinopteri; Clupeiformes; Engraulidae
Gene: ubxn7
Product: UBX domain protein 7
Exons: 11
Coding region: 184-1845 (553 amino acids)
Biological process (GO): proteasome-mediated ubiquitin-dependent protein catabolic process
Cellular component (GO): nucleus
Molecular function (GO): ubiquitin binding
Source: RefSeq, a predicted model, not a curated record
GUUUUGUUGCCUGUUGUGUUGAUCGUCAACCAGGGGGAACUAGAUUAUGCCAGGGAUAACGGUGGUCUACGUAGCCAGUUGGGUUGUUGAUGGUAAAACAACUGAGGCCAUUCCUGACGAAUCAAGUGGGGCGGAGCUGCCUGUACGCGAGCGCAGUACUGUGUUGUUGUCAGUGGCGGUAAGAUGGCGACACUCGGAGACGCACCAGGACCGGGCUUGAAUGGGUUAAUACAACAGUUUACUGCCAUAACGGGGGCCACGGAGAGUGUAGGGAAGCAUAUGCUGGAAGCGUGUAACAAUAACCUAGAGAUGGCCGUGACAAUGUUCCUGGAUGGGGGAGCCCUUGCAGAAGAGCCCAGCACCAGUUCUAGCUCCGCCGGCGCAUCAAGCCAUCCAAGUCACCCCACAGAAGAGGCUGUACGCGCUCCUAUCCCACAAAAGCAAGACAUACUGGUGGAGCCAGAGCCAUUAUUUGGAGUACCAAAGCGACGAAGACCGGCACGAUCCAUUUUUGACGGCUUCCGGGAUUUCCAGACAGAAACCAUCAGGCAGGAGCAGGAGCUGAGGAAUGGCAGUCCCAUGGACAAAAAGCUGAGCACACUGGCUGACCUCUUCCGUCCACCUAUUGAACUGAUGCACAAGGGGAGCUUUGAAACGGCAAAGGACAGUGGGCAGCUCACCAACAAAUGGCUCAUGAUCAACAUUCAGAAUGUGCAGGACUUUGCCUGUCAGUGCCUAAACAGAGACGUGUGGAGCAAUGAUGCCGUCAGGUCCAUCAUCAGAGAGCACUUCAUAUUCUGGCAGGUGUACCACGACAGUGAAGAGGGACAGAGGUAUAUACAGUUUUACAAGCUGAACAAAUUUCCUUACAUCUCCAUAUUGGAUCCCAGAACAGGUCAAAAGAUGGUGGAGUGGAAUCAGUUGGACGUGUCCUCAUUCCUAGACCUGGUGACUGGAUUCCUGACAGAGCACGGGCAGCUGGAUGGACUGUCCUGCCAGCCCCCUGCUGCAAAGAGAGCACGCUCGGAGAGUUUGAUUGAUGCCAGCGAGGACAGUCAGCUUGAGGCUGCCAUUCGAGCCUCCCUCCAGGAGACCCACUAUGAGUCUGCGCAGGACGGGCCAGACUCCCGGUCGGAUGACGAUUCGGAUGCUGAGCCUUUCUCGGACAGCGAGGGCCUGAUUUCCGUGGACGGCUCUGACGAUGAGGGGGGAGCUGGCGAGGACUCGUUGGAUGGCCACCACCAGUCACCUUUGGCUUCCACUGCCCCUGCCACUGCCCCUGCCCCUGCCCCUGCCCCUGCCCCUGCCCCUGCCCCUGCCCCUGCCCCUGCCCCUGCCCCUGCCCCUGCCGCUGCCCUUGCCGCUCCCUUAACAUCUGCGUCACACACAAGAUCGGAAAGCCCCGUACCUCACAGGAAGUCACCCCACAAAGAAUCGAGUCACAGGAAAGAGGAAAGCAAAAAGAACCACCUGGAGCCCAGCACAUCGAACCCUCAGUCAAAGGCUUGCUCUAACCAGACACAGCACAGGGAGAACAACCAUUCCUCGCCAGGACCGCACACACAACCUUCUGAGACCUCAGCCAGUGAACCUGAUGACGAUGGUCCCAAGGCUCGACUAAUGUUACGAUACCCAGAUGGACAAAGGGAACAAAUCGCGCUGUCUGCGAAGGCUAAAUUAAUGUCAUUGGUGAGACACGUCCAAUCCAAGGGUUACCCCAAUGAACGCUUUGAACUUGUCACCAACUUCCCCCGUCGUAAACUUGCCCAUUUGGACUAUGACAUCACCCUGCAGGAAGCAGGACUGUGCCCGCAGGAAACUGUUUUUGUGCAGGAGAGAAAUUAGACCCCUCCUCUGCUGUGGUCUAUCCCCUGGUCCCAUUACUUUUGCCCAUCUGAUGAGAACACACCGAGCUGACCGAACGUUUUUUUAACACACCCAAAUUUGAAAUCCCAAAGACCAGUAUGAACACAAACAUGAAGAAGCUCCUCUUUUGGUGCUGCUCAGCUUCAGUCAUCUAAUAAAUUCAAGCCUGAUUGGAUGUGAUUGGUGUUUCAUAACCCCAGAGGAGCCAAUCGGUGUAGACUAUUCUGAACAUUUCAGAACCUGAAGGGGGGGUGUGGGUGGGGGGGAAGGAAUAUGGCAAAGAUUUAGUUUUGAUCAUGAAGCAAGAGAUGCCGUGGGGUAUUUCGGGGGUACUACUAAACCAACUCUGUACAAAGAUGAUGUAGAGGUUGACAUUUAGUCAUUUUGGUGAGUUUGUCUUUUCAUUAUAUUUCAUUUUUUAUAUUCUGUAUCAUUUCCAAAAACUUGAUUCUCAAAUAUAAUCAUGCAGCAAAGGGA